AUCGCCCGCUCAUCCACUUCCUGUUCGUAGUCGACGAUGGCGCCGAAGAUGACCGACGUAGAAGCUCAGCAGCAGCAGAAGCAGCCUCUCUUGGCUCCGGAUUCGGCCGGCGAUGACCAAGCGACCCUCGUGCAGAAAGCCAUCAGCCAGACCUUUAAGAGCACCGCCCACCUCGCCAAGCUGCUCCCCACCGGCACCGUGCUCGCCUUCCAGCUCCUCUCCCCCAUCUUCACCGACGGAGGCCACUGCAUGGCGGUGAACCGGCUGAUGACCGAGUGCCUCGUGGCCAUCUGCGGCCUCUCCUGCUUCGUCCUCAGUUUCACCGACAGCUUCCGUGACGGCAACGGCACGGUGCGGUAUGGGCUGGCCACAUUCCGGGGACUGUGGGUUAUCGACGGCACCAAGCCGCUCCCUCCGGCGAUCGCGGCGAGAUACAGGAUCAAGUUCAUCGACUUGGCCCACGCGUUGGUGUCCGUUCUGGUGUUUGCGGCGGUGGCGCUGUUCGACCAGAACGUGGUGUCCUGCUUCUUCCCGAUGCCGUCGGAAGAGACGAAGCAGGUUCUGACGUGCUUGCCGGUGGGGAUCGGAGUCAUCGGCAGCAUUCUGUUUGUUACUUUCCCUACCACCCGCCAUGGAAUUGGCUUUCCCCUCUCUCCGCACUGAGGCCAAUCAAUGUAUUCCUCCCUCUCCUCUCCGUGAAGAUGCAAAAAAAUAUUCAUUUAUUGUUUGAAGAUUAUUACAGAUUUAAAUUAAAAUAGAGAAAAAUUUUCAUUACGCUCA
Messenger RNA from Musa acuminata AAA Group (dessert banana), 780 nucleotides. RefSeq names its product protein DMP4. The transcript has a single exon. Gene Ontology annotation, biological process: endomembrane system organization. The record is from RefSeq and is a predicted model, not a curated record. NCBI's taxonomy places the organism in Eukaryota, Viridiplantae, Streptophyta, Magnoliopsida, Zingiberales, Musaceae. Bases 37 to 663 code for a protein of 208 amino acids.